AUGGCAACUCGGCGGGCGGCGGGCGUGCUCCUUGCCUCCCCAACUCGAUUAGUUCAAGCUCCAAGACCUUCAAUAUCGAGAUACGCAGCAUCACCAAACCAGGCCAGAACAAUCUUUGAUUCACUGCUCAGUUCAGCCCUUGGGCCCUGUGAGCCUCGGUCGAUGAGCCAUACCAAGGUGUUGCCGUAUUCAUCCGCGGCAGUCUUCAAAGCUGUGUCUGAUGUUGCAGGCUACCCUAAUUUCCUGCCGUUCACAAUUUCCUCAAAUGUGAAAUCACGAGAUCCGGCAGGCUAUCCCACUCGAGCGAGCCUCAAGGUCGGCUACGCCAAGCUGGGGGUGGAGGAGAACUGGGAGAGUAUCGUGCACUGCGAUCCGGCCAAUGGAAUCAUCGAGGCGAAAAGCAGCGAAGAGCACAGCAACGGCCUCUUCGAAGCACUGUCUACGAAAUGGCAGAUUGUGCCUUCAAAGGCGGCGGGUGCAAGCACUGCUGUCAAGCUGGACGUGGUUGUCAAGUUCCGAAACCCGGUUUACGAUCAAAUGUUUGCUCAAGUGGAGGGCAAGGUCGCGAGCACCAUGAUCUCUGCUUUUGAGAAGCGGGUGGAAGAGCUUGAUCAGAAGCAAAGUGUCACACGGUAA
Messenger RNA from Cladophialophora carrionii CBS 160.54, 636 nucleotides. RefSeq lists its product as uncharacterized. Gene Ontology annotation, biological process: cellular respiration; ubiquinone biosynthetic process. Gene Ontology annotation, molecular function: ubiquinone binding. NCBI's taxonomy places the organism in Eukaryota, Fungi, Ascomycota, Eurotiomycetes, Chaetothyriales, Herpotrichiellaceae. The transcript has a single exon. The coding region runs from base 1 to 636 and encodes 211 amino acids. Gene Ontology annotation, cellular component: mitochondrion. The record is from RefSeq and is a predicted model, not a curated record.